Messenger RNA from Grammomys surdaster, 794 nucleotides. RefSeq names its product LSM8 homolog, U6 small nuclear RNA associated (gene Lsm8). Lineage: Eukaryota; Metazoa; Chordata; Mammalia; Rodentia; Muridae. The record is from RefSeq and is a predicted model, not a curated record. Gene Ontology annotation, biological process: mRNA splicing, via spliceosome. The coding region runs from base 138 to 428 and encodes 96 amino acids. Gene Ontology annotation, molecular function: RNA binding. The transcript has 4 exons. Gene Ontology annotation, cellular component: U4/U6 x U5 tri-snRNP complex; precatalytic spliceosome; U6 snRNP.
UCACCGCUGAGGCCUCAGAGUCUCGCGAUAUUUGCGUUCGCCAGCCGGCGCGAACCUGGACGGGUUUCUGGCGGACGGUGUUUUGUCUGCUUGUUACCGAUUCCUCUCAGAUUCCCGGAACCUCCGGGCCCAGCAGCAUGACGUCUGCCUUGGAGAACUACAUCAACCGGACUGUUGCUGUUAUUACUUCUGAUGGGAGAAUGAUUGUGGGAACACUGAAAGGUUUUGACCAGACUAUUAACUUGAUUUUGGAUGAAAGCCAUGAACGGGUGUUCAGCUCUUCACAGGGAGUAGAACAAGUGGUGCUGGGGCUCUACAUUGUGAGAGGCGAUAAUGUAGCAGUCAUUGGGGAAAUAGAUGAAGAGACAGAUUCUGCACUCGACUUGGGAAACAUCCGAGCAGAACCUCUGAACUCCGUAGCACACUGAAAACUCAGUGUGUAGUGAGAUGUCUGUAAAUCCUGUACAGAAACGUCUUAUUCUGAGAAUGCUGUUUAGAUUUUUUUAUGAGUGUAUAAUUGUGGAUUUUUGACUUCAUGUUGGUACUCUGUAAUAUGUAAUUUAAAUAUUUCUACAUUUUUAUUGGGAAACAUUGCCUAAAUUAAUAAUAAAUGUGGUUGCCUGGUUUAUUUUUCUACCAAAUGAUACAAAAAUCUAAGGAUCAUUUUGAAAACUUAGAAAAUGCCAUUACUUUUGGUAAUUUAAUAUUUAUGGGAAAUUGGCUGUAAAGAGAACUUAGGCUAUUAUUGUAACUUAUACAUGCAAAUAAUAGUAAUAAAACACACAUUGCCUUUU